AUGAAAGCCUCUAGUCUUGCCUGUGGUCUUCUCUCUGCGGCACUGUACCUCUUCUGGACUCCUUCAUCCGGGCUCAAGACUCUCCAUUUGGGAAGCUGUGUGAUUGUCACAAACCUCCAAGAGAUACAAAGAGAAUUUUCUGAGAUUCGGGACCGUGUGCAAGCCAAUGAUAAAAACACUGACUUCAGAAUCUUAAGGAGCACUGGAUCUUUGCAAGACACAGAGCCUUCGGGUCGCUGUUGCCUCCUCCGCCAUUUACUGAGACUCUAUCUGGACAGAGUGUUCAAAAACUACCAGACCUCUGAUCACCACACACUCCGGAAGAUCAGCAGUCUAGCAAAUUCCUUUCUUACUAUCAAAAAGGACCUUCAGCUCUGUCAAGUCUACAUGUCGUGCCAUUGUGGAGCAGAAGCAGCAGAGAAGUACAGGCAGAUUCUGAGUCACUUUGAACAGCUCGAGCCCCAGACAGCAGCAGUGAAGGUUUUGGGGGAACUAGAUAUUCUUUUGCGAUGGAUGGAGGAGACAGAAUAA
Messenger RNA from Octodon degus (degu), 531 nucleotides. RefSeq names its product interleukin 20 (gene Il20). The coding region runs from base 1 to 531 and encodes 176 amino acids. Gene Ontology annotation, molecular function: signaling receptor binding. Lineage: Eukaryota; Metazoa; Chordata; Mammalia; Rodentia; Octodontidae. The record is from RefSeq and is a predicted model, not a curated record. The transcript is spliced from 5 exons.